Molecule: messenger RNA, 589 nt
Organism: Panthera uncia (snow leopard)
Lineage: Eukaryota; Metazoa; Chordata; Mammalia; Carnivora; Felidae
Product: receptor activity-modifying protein 1-like
Exons: 4
Coding region: 20-367 (115 amino acids)
Biological process (GO): calcium ion transport; cellular response to hormone stimulus; receptor internalization
Cellular component (GO): cell surface; signaling receptor complex; membrane
Molecular function (GO): coreceptor activity
Source: RefSeq, a predicted model, not a curated record
UGCAGUGCAUCACCUCCUCAUGGCCACGGCCUGCCGGGACGCCAACUCUGGCGCUCUCCUCCAGGAGCUCUGCCUCACCCAGUUCCAGGUGGACAUGGAGGCCAUCGGGAAGACGCUGUGGUGCGACUGGGGCGAGACCGUCAAGCCACUGCGGGGACAACUUUGGGAACUGCUCAUAACCUGCCACGAAAGCUGUUUCCAGAGCCCAGCCAGUCAGCCCAGGGCGGGGAAGCGCACAGAGAGAGCCUGCGCACGGCCACACGGCCACACGGCCGGAGAGGGGUCCAGUCAGAUCCCAGCCAGCCUGCGCCUGCUCUUGGUGCAUCCGGUGGCCUUCCCGUACCACGCGGCGUCCCAGCAAUCGUGAUACGGCAGCUGGGUCCCGACUGCAGUGUUGUUACCGUUUUGGAACUUAUCCCGAGGACGUAAUCAGAGAUGCACAAAAGGACUUCACCCGGCGUUAUUUAUACACGCAAACGAGUGAAAACGUCCUCAGCGCCCACGUCGGAGGGCUGCGCCAUGAAAUCAAAUCCAGCUGAUGGGAGAAGGCCUUCCUAAAAUUAAAUACUUGGGGAAUUUUUCUCACGGU